Messenger RNA from Babesia microti strain RI, 2361 nucleotides. Its product is annotated as EXS family. The transcript has 6 exons. Gene Ontology annotation, molecular function: inositol hexakisphosphate binding. Gene Ontology annotation, biological process: phosphate ion transport; cellular response to phosphate starvation. NCBI's taxonomy places the organism in Eukaryota, Apicomplexa, Aconoidasida, Piroplasmida, Babesiidae. Gene Ontology annotation, cellular component: plasma membrane; cytoplasm; Golgi apparatus. Bases 1 to 2361 code for a protein of 786 amino acids. The record is from RefSeq and is a predicted model, not a curated record.
AUGAAAUUUGGCAAGAAGCUUAUAGAGCUCAGAUGUCCCGAAUGGGCGGAUCGUUAUGUCCGUUACAAAGCCCUAGUUGCUUUGCUCAAAAAGGCCAAAGAAUUUAACGCAUCACUUUCAAAAAAAACAAUUGAGGAGCUGGAACUAGAAUCAGGGCUUUAUGACCUAAAUGACAACGUCAAUCGUGCAGGUAGUAAGCAACUUGAUAAGCUUAAAACCAGGAUAUCCACAAACAAUGACACAGUCAUCUCGAUUCCCGACUUAAAUUAUUAUGAUAUAUCAUAUGAUUCGAACAAGGCAGUAUCUUCCAAACCAAAUGGUACAUCGCUUAAAGAUAAAAUAAGCCAGAAAUUGAAAGCUCUCUCUGCCUCUGUGGCAUUCAACACAAUUUUACCUAUGAAAUACUCGAGACAAGCCUAUGACGAAAAUACACAAGCUGAAAGUCUUUUUGAUUUUAUGCUUAGGGAGGAUAUACGCACCAUUUGUAAGCACUAUUUGGACGAGAUUGAAUACAUGGAAUCGUUAUUAUUGACAGUAGUGGAUGAGAAUGCCAAGAGAUGCGGAAAAGAUGAGGGACAUUCUCGAAUGUUGCAAACUGCGUGCAUUGCAUUGUGGGAGUAUUCUGACAAACUCAAGAAUUAUUUGAACAUAAAUAUACUGGCUGUGUACAAGAUUUUGAAGAAGAAAGAUAAGAUGCUCAAGACCAACGAUAUCACCGAUUUAUAUCCGCUGUAUAAGGCAAUACUGUCUGAAAUAGAUGCUCAUAACGAUCUUAAUGAGAGGAUAUUGAACACUUACAGGCAGAUUUUGGGUCAAGAAAAUAAUCUAGACCAUGAUGGCCUGGUCAAGAUCGUCAAGGAUGCAAUUGAGCAUAAUUCAAAGAGGGUAGGGCCCCUUGUGUUUUUUAUCCACGGAAUGAUAACCCUAGCUUUUAUCAUAGCGUUAAUAGUAACAUUUCUGCCGAUAAACCGAAAUGUGGAUUACGUGAUGAAUAUAUUACCCACAUUAAUGCCGUUCUACCGCUUCUUCUUCCUAUCAAGUCUUCUGUGGUAUAUGGUCGGAGCAGCUCAGGAUUAUAUGGAGAAGUAUGGUGUCAAUUACAUUUUCCUGUUCAAUCUUUCUGGUAAUUACUGUACUCGGGGCACCGAGUAUUAUACAAUGGGUGGGGCCUUAAUACUGCCCAUCAUCAUCUCAUACACUGUAUACGUACUGGACGUCAAGUAUCUACUGUUUAACCGACAUAAGUUUUAUUAUAUCUACGUCAUAGUGUUAAUCGUGUUGGUAUUAUGCAGUUUAACGCUUAUAGAUUUUGGGAUAAAACGCAAGUAUAUUUUAUGUGGGAUAUGGGCCAUAAUUCGCGUUUUCAGAGGCCUACUAAUCGGCUGUUUUAACGUAAGCCUCAGCGAUUCGGUUCUGGCUGAUGUUAUGACCUCGUAUACUAAGAUCUUCAACGAUCUGGCCUAUGUAUUCUGCUACUUCUAUUACAUGCUACCUUCUACCAUUCGGAAUAUUUUUCCGACUAACAAGCGAUUUUACCUAAUUCCAAUCUUCACCAGUAUCCCGUUUAUACUUCGCCUGACUCAGUGUUUAACAAGGUAUAUAAAUACCCACGAUUCUAUACAUAUAUUCAACUGCAUCAAGUAUCUGCUGGCAAUAAACGCAAUUAUUAUUUCCUCAAUUCCCAGCCAUGUAUUUAAAGUAACGUAUACCACAUGGAUAAUCAUUAACAGCAUUUGUUACACAGUAACCACGAUAUAUACGAUCAUUUGGGACACCUGCAUCGAUUGGGGCCUGACACUUGGCACCAACAUUUUGUUAAAGCGAGGGUUUGACCCUAUAAUAUCUCCAGCAAAUUCCAGCAAUGUUACCGAAAAUGGGAACAUAGGAUCGGGGAUACAUUCUCAAAAAGUUUCUGUCAACCAAGAAAAGGUUUACAUCGAUGAUAGCAAAGGCACUCGCUUGAGCUUAGGCUAUGGCAUCGUACCCGUUGUCAGUGAUGGCGAUGGUAAACAAAAGAUGAGUGGAUAUAUGCACAAUAGGAAAUUCAAUGUUGCAAAGGAUAAACGCAUCAUGUUCCCUGAAUUAUUCUACUACUUUGUCGCGAUCGUCAAUAUAUUUGGUCGUGUGACGUGGGCACUCACGCUAUUUGAUGUCAAAUUCCUGUCUAAUAAGGUAUUUUCUUAUGAGUUCGGAUGGUUUUUCAUUCAAAUUGUAGAAGUAGCACGGAGGACGCUAUGGGUGAUACUUCGGCUGGAGAAUGAACACUUGAACAAUUCGUCAAAGUAUCGGGCCGCGUUGUGGAUCCCCAAAAUGUACAAAUGUAAAUCGCUAAUAGUGCGCGAGCUGGCUAGUAUAACCUAG